Messenger RNA from Astyanax mexicanus (Mexican tetra), 1355 nucleotides. RefSeq names its product epithelial cell adhesion molecule (gene epcam). The transcript has 10 exons. Gene Ontology annotation, cellular component: membrane. The record is from RefSeq and is a predicted model, not a curated record. Lineage: Eukaryota; Metazoa; Chordata; Actinopteri; Characiformes; Acestrorhamphidae. The coding region runs from base 83 to 1003 and encodes 306 amino acids.
GGUAUAAUUGUCACCUGGGGCUGGGUUAAGUUAGUCCAGUGGAGCUCGCGGUGGAGGAGGCAGAGAAAUCAUAACGUUCAAGAUGAGGACCUUAAUCGCUUUGUGCUUCCUCGCGUUUGUUGCUGGAGCUUCUGCCGACUGUGGUGUGUGCAAAACAAUGAAAUGGGGAGUCUGCGAUGGACCUCCAUGUGCCUGUACGCUGGUGUUGGGAGUUGGAAACAAGCAGAUCGUGGACUGCAACAACUUGAUUCCUAAAUGCUUCCUGAUGAAGGCAGAAAUGCACCGUGCCAGAACUAAUCAGAGCACCAGAUCAAUCGGUGGAAAGCCAGUGGAGACUGCUUUUGUGGAUAACGACGGGAUUUAUGAUCCUGUCUGUGAUGCCAAUGGAGGCUUCAAGGCUGUCCAGUGCAACGGUACAGAAACCUGCUGGUGUGUUAACAGUGCAGGUGUCCGCAGAUCUGACAAAGGGGACAAAAACAUCAAGUGUGAACCAGUGGAGACCUACUGGGUUCGUCUUCAGUUGACCCACAAUGCAACAAGCUCCAUUCCAACUACUGAACACGUGAAGAUUGCGGUUGAAAAUGUUCUUCUGCAGCGUUAUUCCCUCCAGAAGACAUUUGUGAAGAAAGUUGAGUAUGACCCAGAUGCUCGUAUGAUUGUUGUGGACCUGGAGAAACCAAAAGGGGAUCGUAGUGUUGACCUACCCCUUGUGGGCUAUUACAUGGAGAAAGAUGUCAAGGUCCUGCCCUUGUUUAAGGAUCCAGCUCCAUUUAAACUUACUACUGCCAGCACUGAUGUCCCUCUGAAUAACAUCCUGGUGUACUAUGUUGAUGAGGUAGCUCCCACCUUCACCAUGAAGGCGCUGACCGGGGGUGUGAUUGCUGUCAUUGUGGUGGUUGUCCUGGCAGUGGUCAUUGGACUUCUUGUUCUGUUCUUCCUCAGGAGGCGAGAGCAGGCCCAGUACAACAAGACUCAGGGCAGAGAGAUGGAGCCAAUGUCAUGAAACCAGCCAUGUGCCAUUUUUUUUUUUUAAGUCUUAACACUGGACAUCUGCACACACGAGUAAAGACUUUCUUGUAUAUUUCUUAAUUUGGGUUUUUAAAGGGAUUGAACAAUGUAUGUCUGUUACAUGUGCCACAGUUGUGAACAAAACAGCUGGCUUUCAGUUACUUAAGCUAUUGUUUAGAUGGGCAACUUGGUCUUUACCUCCCAGUCAGGAUAAAGAGGGAAGUUAAUCAGUCUAAACAUGGCUCCAAUAGUUCUAGAUAUUUAAUUACAUGUUUUAAUAAAUGUUUUGUUGAAUUGAUUUAAUGUUUAUGUACAGUUUGUUGUUUUUAAUAAAAUUGUCUACUAAA